AUGGCGAGUCGGGCGGUUCGGGUGGCGGAGCCAAUGGUGAUCAACGAGGAGAUGGUGCGAUCAUGUGCUUCCUCGGCCGACUACCUUCCUACCAGCACAGAGAGAAAGGAAGAGCUCAAAACUCAAACCGAGCUGCAUAAGCUCGAAGCUCUUGCUUGCUCCUUUAAGAACAUUCUGCAAAUCCAGUCGUUGGACGGAUUGGACGGGUUGGUAAAGUUGCAGCUUGACAACAACAUCAUCGAGAAGAUAGAGAAUCUAAAUCAUCUAACCAACUUGACGUGGCUCGACCUGUCCUUCAACAACAUCACCAAGAUCGAGGGGCUCGAAAAGCUCGUCCGCCUCACCGACCUAUCGCUCUUCAACAACUCGAUCAGUAAGCUUGAAGGCCUCGACAGCCUGUCGUCACUGAACAUGCUCAGCGUCGGUAAGAACAAUGUGUCCUCCUUGGAAGAUGUCAUGUACUUGAGAAAGUUUCGAAUGCUCAAGAUGCUUACUCUCAGUGGCAAUCCUAUCGAAAACGAUGCUGACUACCGCAACUUUGUCAUUGCCAAUCUUUCCUAUUUUGACUGGAAGAGUGGAGGGCACUUGUCAUAUCUAGACUACAGACUGGUGGAAACAUCAGAGGUCGCGGCUGCCCGCGAGCAGUUUCAAGAUCAGCUGCUCGAGCUUAACGACCAAGAGAAGAGCGAAGCUGAGGCGAGGGAGAAGGAAGCGGAGAGAGUGAGGAAAUGUGAGAUGCUCAAGAGCUAUGGCAUUGAGGGCAUCGACAACCUUCUUGCCGACAUGAUCAACAGCAAUCCUGAAGACGAAAAGGUGUCUCUUCUGUUAGCUCGAGAUAGACCUGACGUACAUGAAGAAAUCAAGAUUGAAUUCAGAAACUCCAUCGAGCCCUUUAUAGAAACGAAGGCUCCAUUGGUGAAGCGGAAGGCGGACGAGACUGAGCGAUUCAGGAAGGUAGUCGAACAGAAGAAGUCCGAGAGCGUCCAGCAGAGUAUCGUGCUGGUGAACUUGUUCAAGAAGCGGCUGAAACGAGUCGCCGCAAAGUUGGAUGAUGAAGAAACUCCCAGCAUGAUCGUUGGAAAGGAAGUGGAGGAGCUUAGAAACUCUAACAGGACGUUAGGGAAUGAGCUGAGCGAACUGCAGCUUCGGCAGAAGGAUAUGGAAGAUAACAUGAUCAACGAGUUCGAGGCUCGAUAUGGUGAGAUUAUCAGAAUCAUCUCCGACAGCAAUAGCGGCUUCUUCACGACCCUCAGAGAAAUCCUGUCAAACUUUAUCAAGAAAGUGAUGGAGAUGGCGAUGGAAGAAAUCGAGCGAGUCAACACGCUGGUCGAGAACGCCAAGGCUCGAGAUAAAGCUCAGUUUGACAUCGACUUCGGGGACAUCUCGGACGACUCUGCGUCCUUCUUGCGGGAGAAGGAGAUGGUCCUCAGCUCAAUCAGCGCCUCUCAAGAUUACUUCUUCGAGAGGCUGGACUCCAAAGAAGACCAGAUCCAGACCGCCGAGCGGAGCGCAUUUGCGACGCUCAUGCACCAGCUCAGGCUGACAUGCCAGGAGGAGGAUCGGAGGAGGACGACGGAGAUUGUGCAGGCGCAGGAAGAGUUCGAGGAGAAGAUCCAGCAGCUGGAGCACACACACGCCGAUUGA
Guillardia theta CCMP2712 is the source of this 1644-nucleotide messenger RNA. RefSeq lists its product as hypothetical. The transcript has 3 exons. The coding region runs from base 1 to 1644 and encodes 547 amino acids. The record is from RefSeq and is a predicted model, not a curated record. Lineage: Eukaryota; Cryptophyceae; Pyrenomonadales; Geminigeraceae. Gene Ontology annotation, molecular function: protein binding.